GCAUGAGCCGCUUCGUGUUAUGGACUCUAAAGUUGCAGAAAUUUUGAACACAUUAAGGAAGUACUUUUCCUGUAUUCCUGACUUCAGAUAUAUGGCAGGACUCAAAGUUAGAAUAUCAUGUAGUUUGAGUUUUGAAUCUAAUACUUUCAAUCGCAUGUUGGGAAUCAAUAACACUGCCACACCCCAGGAAGAGAUAGAUGCACUUCCCGCUAUAUAUGCUACUGUGUUAAAUUUUUCCUCUUCUGCACCAUAUGGAUCAAUUCCAUCAUCUCGUAUACCUUUUCUUCUUGGUGAACCUCACAGUAAAGAUCAUGCAUCUCAAAAUGCCGCCCUUAGUAUAGUUCCUAUUGGAAAUGAUUCUAGAAAAGAAGAAAACUAUAGAGCUACCGUUGUGAUCGAUUUGGAGCCAAGGGAACCGACACCAGGUAUAGUUGAUGUUCACAUUGAAACAAAUGCAGAAAAUGGUCAGAUCAUCCAAGGUCAACUUCAGGGAAUCACAGUAGGCAUAGAAGACAUGUUUCUUGAGGCCAUUGUUCCAUCAGACAUCCAAGAAGACGCAAGACCUCAGUACAACUUUAACUUGUUCACAGCUUUAUGGGAAGCAUGUGGCUCAUCCUCUAGCACCGGGCGGGAAACCUUUCAAUUGAAAGGGGGCAAAGGGAUUGCUGCCAUAAGUGGAACGCAAUCUGUCAAGCUUCUUGACGUCUCUGCGACCUCUUUGAUUCAGGCUACCGAGCGCCAUUUGGCACGCUUUGUUGUAGGUGUGAGCGGGGAGCCACUUAUUGAUGCUGUAUGGGAAGGGGGAAUCAUUCAGAAUGUCAUUUGGGAAGAUACUUCCCGUGAUGCCUCACCAGUUUCAAAUCACAAUUCAGGUCCACUUCGGCUUACAUACAAUAAUGAAGAGUACGAGAAAGGGGCAAUUAUCAAUAGCAGAAAAAUAAACAUGGGUUGUUUCCUUGUUCUAAUAUUUCUUCCACCGCGGUUCCAUCUACUUUUCCAAAUGGAAGUUGGCGAUGUUUCAACUUUGGUUCGUAUUCGCACAGAUCAUUGGCCUAGCUUGGCCUACAUUGAUGAUUAUCUAGAAGCUUUAUAUCUAUCAUAACAGCUCUUGUUUCAUCUACAUUGAUGACUGCAUAAAGAUUACCAAUCCUCAAUCAGCUUGUGAUUAUCUUGUUGUUAUGGUGGAUGAAUCAUGCAUGCAUAUGUACUUGGAUAGUUUCUUUUGGAACAAAAACAAGAGCUAAUAGCCG
This is a messenger RNA of Cicer arietinum (chickpea), 1250 nucleotides long. NCBI's taxonomy places the organism in Eukaryota, Viridiplantae, Streptophyta, Magnoliopsida, Fabales, Fabaceae. The record is from RefSeq and is a predicted model, not a curated record.